UAUCGCAGUAAUCGUGCUCAGCCAAUCGACGACGGAUAAGCGACAGACGCCAGCAUUCUGAGGCGUUGCUUUGAGUGAAUGUUAAACGGCCCCGAUGUACGCUGCCAGCUGGUACCCGAAGUCGAUCGGGAACGAGGCGCCGUCGGCCGCUUGCCUCCUGAGGAUCGAGCGGGACAUCGAGGAGAUAAAGGCCGACCCGCUACCCGGGAUCUUCGUCUCCCCCGAGGAGAACGACCUGAGCAAGCUGCACGCCGUCGUGGUCGGGCCGUCGGGCACUCCGUACGAGGGCGGCUUCUUCCAUUUCUUCAUCAAGUGCCCGUCGAGCUACCCGAUGCAGCCGCCUUACGUUCGCCUGGUGAACACGGACGGUGGCCGCGUGCGUUUCAACCCGAACUUCUACGCUUUCGGAGAGCUCUGCCUCAGCAUUCUGGACACUUGGUCGGGACCCGCCUGGAGUCCGGUGCAGACCAUAGGCACCGUGCUGCUCUCCAUCCAGUCGCUACUUAACAAGGAACCAUACUACAACCACCCCGAACAAACGAGAGGCAUAUUGUUCGACGGCUCCAAGAGCUACAAUGAGAAGUUGCGACACGAGACUAUCAGGGUCGCCGUCUGCGACGCCGUAGAAGCCUGCCUGCAGGACAGUCCCCCGUGUCCGCCGGACCUGGUGGCGGCCAUCUUGAGGACGUUCGCCGAGUCGUACGACAAGUACGAGAAAAAGGUCGAGAAGCGGCUCUACCUUACCGGCACUAAGAUGUCCGGAGACCAGUUAGGUCCGAAUCUGGAGGACGCUGUCUUUCGGUACGAGACGCUACUGACGCGACUUAGGGAACUGAAAGAGCGAGUGAAGAAACACGAGGACGAAAAGAAUGCGAACCUGAACGCUCACGCUAACGCCGCCAGUGCCAGUAACGGACAGUGACGAACUGCCGCCGUAAUGUCUUCGCGGUCGAACGACCGAAAGCUGGUCACCUCUCGUGCGCCGGGAAAGCGAGAUAUGCCGUGAAAAUGUCAUCAAUUAGCAUAAACAAAAAUUUACACGACUUAAUGAUGCAUCUUAUAUCGCGGAACACCCCGCAUAAUUUACAGUGAUAUGAUCGUUAUUGGCAUGCACAGCAUCGCUUGAAUCUGUCGGCAGAAGUGCACUUGUGAAUAAGAGUACGCCUUCAU
This is a messenger RNA of Rhipicephalus sanguineus (brown dog tick), 1170 nucleotides long. Its product is annotated as ubiquitin-conjugating enzyme E2 Z. Bases 95 to 922 code for a protein of 275 amino acids. The record is from RefSeq and is a predicted model, not a curated record. Gene Ontology annotation, cellular component: nucleus. Lineage: Eukaryota; Metazoa; Arthropoda; Arachnida; Ixodida; Ixodidae. Gene Ontology annotation, biological process: negative regulation of apoptotic process. The transcript has 2 exons. Gene Ontology annotation, molecular function: cysteine-type endopeptidase inhibitor activity; ubiquitin conjugating enzyme activity.